Messenger RNA from Aspergillus fijiensis CBS 313.89, 1357 nucleotides. RefSeq names its product putative aldo-keto reductase (YakC). The coding region runs from base 1 to 984 and encodes 327 amino acids. The transcript has 6 exons. Gene Ontology annotation, cellular component: cytoplasm. NCBI's taxonomy places the organism in Eukaryota, Fungi, Ascomycota, Eurotiomycetes, Eurotiales, Aspergillaceae. The record is from RefSeq and is a predicted model, not a curated record.
AUGGUCAAAUUCCUCCCCUUCGCCGACCUCCAGGUCCCCUCGCCCGGUUUCGGCGCCAUGGGCCUCAGCUUCGGGCUGGGCAAUAACCUAAGCUACGAGGAGGCCGAGCCCGUGCUUCUGAAGGCGAUCGAGCUGGGUUGCACCUUUUGGGAUACGGCCGUUGUCUACCAAGCCGGUGUCAACGAGAAACUCCUUGGUGACUUCAUCCGCAAGCAUAACGUGCGCGACAAAGUGUUCAUCGCCUCCAAAUGCGGCUUCGACGUCUUCGGCAACAAAGGCGUCACCAACUCCGCCGCCCACAUCAAGGAGUACAUCGAGGGAACGAUCGAGCGACUCGGCUUCGCCCCGGACCUGUACUACCUGCACCGGAUUGACCCUAACACCCCCCUCGAAGAAUCCAUCCCCGCCCUAGACGAGAUCCGCAAGGCCGGAAAGACCAAAUACAUCGGUCUGUCGGAGUGCUCUGCGGCGACGCUCCGCAAGGCGAACUCCAUCGCCAAGAUCGACGCCGUACAAGCGGAAUACUCCGCCUUCGAGACUAUCCACGAGACGGACGGGCUGAUUGACACAGCUAAGGAGCUGGGCGUCGCCUACGUGGCGUACAGCCCGCUGGGCCACGGCUGGCUGGUCGAUAACUUCGACUACCAGUCGCCCGAGGACUUCAAGCCGGAUGAUUUCCGGCGGACGUCCCCCAAAUUCCAAGGCGAGAACUUCUACAAGAACAAGGCGAUUGUGGAGGAAAUCAAAAAGCUGGCGGCGCGCAAGGGCUGCUCGGUCAGUCAGAUCGCGCUGGCCUGGGUCGCCGCCCAGGGGAUGAUCGCCAUUCCCGGGACGACCAAGGUGGCCCGGCUGGAGGCGAACUGGGCGUCGCGCGAGGUGGAGCUGAGCGAGGCGGAGCGCGCGGAGAUGCGCCGGAUUGUGGACAGCGCCAAGCCGCACGGAAAUCGGUAUGGGGCGGCCAACCAGGCGCUUGUUGGGCAUUAGGGAGGUGAAGUGGAGUAGGAGUGGGGUGAUAGCAUUGCAUAAUUCCAAUCGAGAAUGAGAGAAUACACAUCGCCUGUCUGUGUAUAUACUGUAUCGAUGAGGGCAUAGUCCACAGAUCCACUGUUACCACCCCCCAGCGAAAAACCCCGAUUGGUUGUAGUUGUCGAUGUGUUAAGGGGCGGUCAUCUCGACUUUUGGUGCAGAGCAGUACGGAGACGGGUGGAAAAGAAGCAACCCGUUAUCUUUGCUGGCUGCCUGUUGUUAAACAUCCCUUCUUGCCCCUGGAUAGUAGCACUGAAGUGGGUGCUCCUCUUUUGGUGUGGUAUAUGCUCUCUCCCCCAGCUCUGUUGCCUGUAAACGCAAGCAUUUAUCU